Messenger RNA from Populus nigra (black poplar), 1740 nucleotides. RefSeq lists its product as uncharacterized. The record is from RefSeq and is a predicted model, not a curated record. The transcript has 5 exons. The coding region runs from base 292 to 1344 and encodes 350 amino acids. NCBI's taxonomy places the organism in Eukaryota, Viridiplantae, Streptophyta, Magnoliopsida, Malpighiales, Salicaceae.
CCAUUAAAGUUAUUUAUUAGUAAAUGUGAAAAAAAGGGUGUUUUCUUUGAUUUUUCCCCUCACCUUCAAAACCUCAAGUGUUCAGCAGAGGAGCCAUUUCUGACUAUUCUUUUGCUGUUGAUUAAACUGCUAGAUAUCCGCUAAAGACUAGGAGUCAGCAAUAAACUAUCAGCUGAUUCGGUGAAACUUUUAACUUCAGUUUCUCGCGGCUUCUCCUUCUCUCCCUCUCUCCCACAGGGCUGUUUCUCUUGCUCCUGUUAUUCGUAAGUAAUAACCACUUACAGUGUUGGGAUGCUGAAGGAAAUUACAGCGGCAUUGUUUUUUGGGUUGGCGAUAUGGGCAUAUCAGGCAACCAACCCUCCACCUCCGAAGAUUUGUGGAACCCCAGGUGGCCCUCCUAUUACAGCUCCAAGAGUAAAACUGAGGGAUGGGAGGCAUUUGGCCUACAAGGAGCAAGGAGUCUCUAGAGAAACAGCCAAAUAUAAGAUCGUAUAUGUCCAUGGCUUUGCCUCUACGAGACAUGAUACAAUGAGCGUGGCAAACCUCUCUCCGGAAGUUGUUCAGGAGCUGGGAUUGUACUUAGUGUCCUUUGACCGGCCCGGUUAUGGAGAAAGUGAUCCAGAUCCAAAGAGGUCUCCGGAGAGUAUAGCUUUAGAUAUAGAAGAGCUUGCUGAUCAUUUAGGACUAGGAUCCAAGUUUCAUGUGAUGGGGUUCUCCAUGGGAGGUCAAGUGGUUUGGGGCUGCCUCAAGUACAUCCCUCACAGGCUAGCAGGAGCAACCCUAAUUGCUCCUGUUGUCAACUACUGGUGGCCUGGUUUUCCUGCCAACUUAUCAACAGAAGCCUACUACCAACAGCUACCUCAAGACCAAUGGACAUUACGUGUUGCUCAUCAUGCUCCAUGGCUCACCUACUGGUGGAACACUCAGAAAUGGUUUCCUGCAUCGGCUGUUGCAGCCCAAAAACCUGAAGUUUUCUCCCGCCAGGAUUUGGAACUGCUUUUCAUGGCUACAGGCGGAGGAAAGGACAACAAGCUACAAGUAAUGCAUCCACAAACAAUUCAGCAAGGAGAAUUUGAAACCUUACAUCGAGACAUGAUGGUUGGAUUUGGGAAGUGGAAAUUCGAUCCCAUGGAUCUUGAAAAUCCGUUUCCUGAAAAUGAAGGCGCUGUUCAGCUAUGGCAGGGUGAUGAAGAUAAAAUGGUGCCUCCAAGCUUGCAACGAUAUAUUGUCCAAAGACUUCCAUGGAUAAACUUCCAUGAGGUAUCUGGUUCUGGACACCUGUUCCCCUUCAUCCCAGAGAUAUGCGAAGCGAUUAUAAAGUCUUCAGUGCUGGGGAAAAACUAGCCUUUGUUCGAGCUUAAUUGGACAAACAGCAAUUUUCCCUCUUAAAUCUUGGGUUCAUGCAGUAUAUCCCUCAUUCUAUUCCUAAUAUCAAACUUCUUGCAACAAGAUUAAAUUAUGACUUUAAGUCUAUUCAGAGCCUCAAAGUUUGCUACAAGCUAGCAGUGUUAAACUGUUAACAUUGUCUGGUUGACAUGUACAUCAAAGAGUCCAUUGAUGAAGUGUGGUCUAAGCUGCAAAUGACAGGCAUGUCUGGUUCCAAAUGUUUGAGUCCACAUCAUUGGGCAGCGUUUAGUUACUAUUUGUCGGACAGAAAAGACGAGAACAAUUAGAACAGAGAGGACAUGUUCCCAUGUUCUUGUUUUGAAAUAAUAAAAAUUCACUCAUAUUCUGGAGCCA